Molecule: messenger RNA, 121 nt
Organism: Cetraspora pellucida
Lineage: Eukaryota; Fungi; Glomeromycota; Glomeromycetes; Diversisporales; Gigasporaceae
Source: the annotation of a GenBank genome assembly
AGAUAGCGACUGGAAAAGAGCAAUUUACGGUAUACCUUUUAAAAUUGAAAGGCCAGGAUUUAAUGAAGGAAUUCCAAAUGUUAUAUCAUAUUGGCUAAACGAUGGAUGGAUCCAGAUCUAA